Messenger RNA from Clupea harengus (Atlantic herring), 2395 nucleotides. It is a transcript of the gene edn2, whose product is annotated as endothelin 2. NCBI's taxonomy places the organism in Eukaryota, Metazoa, Chordata, Actinopteri, Clupeiformes, Clupeidae. The record is from RefSeq and is a predicted model, not a curated record. Gene Ontology annotation, biological process: vein smooth muscle contraction; regulation of systemic arterial blood pressure by endothelin; intracellular calcium ion homeostasis. Gene Ontology annotation, cellular component: extracellular region. Gene Ontology annotation, molecular function: hormone activity; endothelin B receptor binding.
UGUAGCCUAUCUGAAGACUAACUACUGGGACUGUAAGGUAGACUCGGAGUCUCUCAGCCGCUGAACUCUACUCUUUGGACGCUACAGCAUCGUUAAAGUCACAUCACUGAGAUUUACAAUGGCCUCCUCACUUUGUGUCGCGGUUCUCCUCAUCGUUCUCUCCGUGCUCCUGCAGGAAGGAGCUGGACUGCCCGUGUCACAGGGACAGGUCGAGUCCUCUGGCCCGUCGGCACCGCACCAUGUCCGAAACAAACGCUGCUCCUGCAGCAACUGGAUGGACAAGGAGUGCAUCUACUUCUGCCACCUGGACAUCAUCUGGAUCAAUACACCAAGUAAAACUACCCCGUAUGGCCUGGGCAGCCCUCUGUCUCGCCGUCGCCGCUCGACAGGCCGCUGCGAGUGCCACGGCCCGAAAGACCACACCUGCAACAGCUUCUGUCACAAUAGCUCAGAAAACCCUGCCCUUGUGAUCGUCAGCCCUCAGGGUCAGCACACCAAGACAAUGCGUAGCCAAGGCAACGACCUCCUGACCUUUCUCAGGCAGGUGGCCCAGGCCAACCAGAGGGCUGUUGAACAGCAGUCUGCCUCCCCGAGGAAGAAAGGGUCGGGGACCGGCUGGCCCAGGGCCCGCUAAAGGAGGACGAUGACCGAGAUAAUGAAGAAUCGCGAGCAUCUGAACAAAAAACGUCCUCAGUGAAAGACAGAGGGAGAGACAGCCUGGGUUUGUCUCUCCAGGAGGGAGGCACACCCUCAGGGCGGUGUGUCCCCGGCGAAGUGAUGGAAGAGGACAAGAAGAAGGAGAAGGAGAAAGAGAAAGAGAAAGAGAAGAACAAGACAAGACUUGCUUUGUCCAGCUUAUUGACUUUUGAGACGCCCAAAGGGAGGUGGUGGGGCGGGAGAUUGAAAGUUUCUGAAUCCUUGAGUUUUUUGGCGCUUUGGAUUGUGGCUGGACAUUGCUGCUGCAGAUCAAAGCACAGAGUCUGACUUUGCAUCUCUGAUGGACAGCUCAGUAUGAAUGUGCUCUACACAGCACACCCAUGGUUUAACUGUCAUAACACUGGAAUGUUCUAUAGGAAUAUAAUACCACUGAGAAUCACUAUUACUUUGAAGAUCAUAUUAGCCUUUUAUACAAUGGCUACCUUUCUUAUGUACUCUCUCUAUUGGUUGUGGCAGCAUUUUAAAUGACUAUAGUUGUGUCAUUUAUCAUGGAUGCCUGAAUUUAAAUGUGCAUUUAAUAGUCAUGUAAUCGAUUGCUGGAAUAUAGUUUUACUACCAUUCAAUAGAAUUCUUUCUAUUAGGCUAUUUUCUCUGAAUCAGAGCAAAUGUAGGCUUCGUCUCAUAGAGAUGAAAUUGUCCAAUUCUGAUUGUCGCUGCUCCUCUGGACUUUUAUUAUAUUAACUAUUAUAGAUAUUCAUUCUGAACAGACUCUUAAAACGCCUCUUCUCCACGGCACUCUCUCUCUCUCUCUGCAAUGAUGUGAAGGACUUCACAGAGGGCCGUGCCCGUGACAAUAACAUCUAUUCACCCUGCUGAGUUGUAAUCAAGGUUAGCUCUGAUAUUUUACCGCAGCUAAUCUGCAGCUCUGAGGAGGCAAAGGUUGAGAUAGGAGAGCCCUGCCCGUGCCACAGACACUGCAUUAUGAACACAGAUAAACACUCCACUGCAAUAGAAGACAGGCAUCAGGUUCACUUCAAGUUAAACAAUGAAGAAAGCUCUUUUUUAUUAUUAUUAUCUCUUAUCCUUCAACUUAUCCUGCUUUCCAAGUUUUACUUUGGCAACUGGCCUUUUGUGAUGACGGAAGUAUUCAUUGCAUAGCUACUGUAUAAUGUUUUGAUUGUUCAGAACGCCAAGCAACUUUCAAUGGCUCUCGCUGUGCCAAGAAAAUGCUGUAAUUGUUUUUUCCUAUGAAACAAACUGUGGGCUAAUGUCCUUGUAAUUGCCCAUUUGAAAAGAAAGACGUGAAACCUCUGUGGAAUGUGUUUUUGUCUGGCAGUCACUGAAUAUGCACACGUCUGUCAAGGUGUGUGCUGUACAGAUGAUGUGGGGUGCCAGCGUCUCAAGUUUAAGUUCAGGAUCAUUGUGGUGUUUAUCAUAUGUUUUGUUUUUUGAUAUGAUUAUUUAUUUGUUUACUGUUCAACAAAACAAUCCUCAUCAGAAUGCUGGAUUGUUCUUCCAUUGUGACUUAUUGAGGGAAGGACAACUUUGUUUUUGUGAGAAAAUCAAGGAUACUUGAAUGUAAACUCUUAGCCUUGAAUGAGUUCCACUGAACUGUUUUCCCAUUCCUUUGUCUUAUUUAUUUAUUUAACUUAUUGGAAUUUCAUAUAUAUAUUUAUAUUUUAGAGACAUCCUUCUAUAUACCUAUUUCAAUUGAAAUGGAAAUAAAUUAUUAUGAGUA